This is a messenger RNA of Linepithema humile (Argentine ant), 2279 nucleotides long. Lineage: Eukaryota; Metazoa; Arthropoda; Insecta; Hymenoptera; Formicidae. The record is from RefSeq and is a predicted model, not a curated record.
UAUUAUUAAUUAUUAUUUUUUAUUUUUUUGUUUUUUUCAAUGUGUUUCUCCAGUUGACCAGUUUCUUUCCAGUCUUUUCUUCUCUAAUUCUGUCAUCUUUUAUCACACAGUAGUGUUCACUUAUCACAUACAACAUGCGAAUCAGACUGUUUUAAAUGGAUUCUUUUAAAUACCAGGUAUGUUACAACGAACUAAUUUACACUGUCGAGAAUGUAUUGGUAAUUUUUAACCGUCAAAUUUUAGCUAUUGUACUGAAGAUGGUCCGAUAGUGACCGAAACGUAUACUCAUAUAUAAAAAAAAUUUGAAAACAGAAUAAACAGCGAAGAACAUCUGGCAUUGGCUCUCGAUCCCAUUUAUCACUAUAUUUUAUUAGUUAUUACAGCAGGUUUUUAUUGUAUGAAGCAAAUAUAUAUUUUGCGACAUAAAUCAAGAAGGAAAAGUCUUACGAACGUAAGAAAGUAAAAAGUCCAAGGAAAAAUGAUUAUCAGUAUAUUGUUAUUAUUUUUCUUUAUCUUAUUGAUGUAUAAUUAUUACGUACAUCAUGGAAGAUCUGGUCGACUCAUUAAUCUUAUACCGGGACCAAAAGUUACUCCGAUUUGUGGUAAUGCAUUUUUAUUCCAAGGUUCACUCGAGGACAUUUGGAAGAAUUGGCGUUCUCUCUCUGAUGACUUUUAUCCUAUAACGAAAUUCUGGAUGUUUUUUACGCCCGCAGUGUUAAUUCGUCAUCCAGAUCAUGUAGAAAAAAUACUAAGUAAUGUGAAAUAUAUUAAUAAGAGUUAUUGGUAUGAGAUUUUACAUCCUUGGUUUGGAACCGGUCUUCUCACCAGUCAAGGUGCCAAGUGGCAGACACGACGAAAGAUACUAACUCCCGCAUUUCAUUUUAAUAUAUUGCAACAGUUUGUUGAUAUUUUAAUUGAGGAGAGUGGUCGUAUGAUACAAUCAUUGAAAGAUGUUGAAGGAACAGUUGUAAAAGAUUUGGUACCAUUUAUGAGUGAACACACACUGAACGCAAUAUGCGAAACUGCUAUGGGUACCUCUCUGCAAGGUCUCGGUGAGUCACAGCAUCGGUAUCGAAAAGCGGUUCACGAGAUAGGCGAACUUUUAGUCCGCAGAAUGAUGAGGCCAUGGUUUAAUUACACUCUAGUGUUUGAGUUGUCGCCAACAGGAUUUCUGCAAAGAAAGAUUUUGAAAAUAUUACAUGGAUUCACUGAAAAAAUUAUUACAGAAAGGAAACUUUAUCAUGAACGUACCAAUAAUCAAUAUUUAAAAAGUUUUGAAAAGUACAAUAUAGGAGAAAUAAAUGGAACCGAAGUAUAUGGAACUCGAAGAAAACGACUUGCUAUGUUGGAUCUUUUAAUAGCAGCGUCUAAAGAAAACAAUAUAACGGAUUUAGACAUCAGAGAAGAAGUUGAUACAUUUAUGUUUGAGGGUCAUGAUACUACUGCGAUGGCCGCAUGUUUUACUUUAUUAUUGUUAGCAGAGCACAAAGAUGUUCAGGAACGCAUUAGAACUGAAAUUAAUACCGCGAUACAAGAGAAUGGAAAGAAGUAUACGAUGACAUUGUUGCAAAAUCUGCCAUAUUUAGACAGAUGUUUAAAGGAAUCACUACGAUUGUAUCCCAGCGUGCAUCUUAUAUCACGUGUUGCUCCAGAAGACAUAAAAUUAGAUUCAUAUAUAAUACCUGCUGGAACAUUCAUGCAUAUUAAUAUCUAUGAUGUUCAUAGAGAUCCCAAUUUUUGGCCUAAUCCAGAUGUAUUUGAUCCAGAUAGAUUUUUGCCAGAGAAAAUACGAAAUCGUCAUUCUUAUUCCUACGUACCUUUCAGCGCAGGACCAAGAAAUUGCAUAGGUCAACGGUUUGCCAUGUUGGAAUUGAAAGCUAUAAUAGCCCCUUUAGUGCAUAACUUUUACUUGGAAUCUGUUGAUUAUUUGAAAGAUGUUCGAUUUAAAAGCGAUCUUGUGAUUCGUCCUGCACAUCCAGUCCGUGUAAAAUUCAUUCCAAUUGACCACAUUAAAUCAUGCGAAGCAACAACAAAUUCUAGCAAGGUAACAGACUGACUAAUGUUAUGAAUAAAAAACAAAAUGUAUGUGUGGAAACAUUACAUUUAAUUUAGAUUUAGAGUACAUAUCUACGAAUAUAAAUUGUUGUAAUAAAAAUGAAAAUUAUAAAUUAACUUGUGCCAUAACUUGUGUCAUACAUAAUAGAUAUACUAAAUGUAUCGAUAAAUAUUAUAAAUAAAAUUUCCAUGAUAAGAAUAUUUUAGAUAACAGAUAUCUAAAG